AGCAUAUAAGGACCCAGUAGAUUCCCAUCGCGUAGGGUUACAUUGCAAAAUCUAUUGUAUUGACCGAUGUGAACGGCGGCCUCCGUCCCACGUGCAUGAGUAUCAGUCCACCACUACACUCAACAACAAUUCGCUUAGGAGGGUGGAAAAUUAAAUAGUCCCAUUUGUGCCAAUUGAAACAAUCUGUUCAGCAGUCUUAGUCUGCAUGAACUAAAAGGACUACCCGAUAUUAUUUUUUCCCGCAUCGCUUACCGAACCUGCAUCAACGCUGCAGCACCCACGUGCCCUCUCGCAGUGCAUUCUACAGGCCCCGCGCCACCCCAAGCCAAGCAAAAAGGUCCUGAAUCCCAAAAGCCCACAUGCGCUGUUACACUACAAAAUACAGGGGCCGGGAGAUGCGCUGAGGACGCCGAGACCACGGCUGAUGGACGAUGGGCUUGGCAGAUGCGGUAACACCGCUGAAGAGCCGGCCUAGACAACAAGGACGCUACGCAAAAGAACCGACCCAUGCAAGUCAGCCAGUUGCCAUGGAGGAGAGUACAAGUAGGCGUGGAUAUCCGGUUUUCUUUUCUUCCUCCGAGUCGCUUUUGGUUACCGGAUUCUCUUUGCUUCCCUUGUCCUUGUUGCCAUGAAGUCGACCUCCGUCUGCCGCCUACUCGGCGCCGCCCUCUCCGUCGCCGGCUCCGCCACGGCGCUCACCAUUGCCGAAAUCAACGGAAACAAGUACAAUUCGCCAUACGACGGCAAGACUGUCAAGAAUGUCACCGGUCUGGUCACGGCUACUUCGGAUAACGGCAUCUACUUGCGCUCGCUGACACCCGACUCGAACCCGGCUACAGGCGAGAGCUUGUACGUCUUCAACAGCGACAUUGUUAGUAGUGUCUCUGUCGGUGAUGUGAUCAACUUGGACGGAAAGGUCACCAAGUACCGAUCCAACAAGAACUACAUCUACCUCAACGAGUUCACCAACCCGGCCAACCUCGACGUGCUCUCUUCUGGCAACGAUGUGCGCCCUCUUGUCAUCGGUGUCGACACACUCUCUCCCCCGACCGAGCUCUUCUCUAGCCUCGACCAGGGCGGCAUCUUUGGCGUGCCCAACGCCGUCACCAAGAUCUCGGAGGCCAACCCUGCGCUAGACCCGACCAAGUACGGCCUCGACUUCUGGCAGUCGCUCCUUGGCGAACUCGUCACUGUCAAGGGCGCAUACCUGACUGCGCGCCCGAACAAGUUUGGUGAUGUCUGGGUCCGCGGCGACUACAAGGCUACCGGUGUCAAUGCCCAAGGCGGCAUCACCAUGCUCCAGGGCGAUGCGAACCCCGAGGCCAUCCUGAUUGGCAGCCCCCUCGACGGCUCCAAGAACCCUACCGACACCAAGAUGGGCGACUUUGUCGGCGAUGUUACUGGCGUCGUCUCCAACGCCUUUGGCUUCUACCGCAUCCUGCCCCUCACCAAGGUCGCUGUCCAGCGCAGCGCCUCUGCUGACUAUGGCACCGCUUCGUUCACCAGUGCUGGUGACUGCAGCGGUCUCACCAUUGGUGACUACAACGCGGAGAACCUGAUGCCCAACUCGGCCCAUAUGCCCAAGGUUAUCGACCAGAUUGUCCACAAGCUGCUCACCCCCGAUCUGAUCUUCCUCCAGGAAAUUCAGGACAACUCGGGCAGCGAAGACGACGGUACGAUCUCGGCCAAUGUCACCCUCAGCACGUUGACCAGGGGUAUCGAGUCCGCCUCUGGCGUCAAGUACGCUUUCGCCGAUGUCGAUCCCGAGGAUGGCAUGGAUGGUGGGCAGCCUGGCGGCAACAUCCGUUGCGCUUACCUCUACCGCACCGAUACCAUCCAGCUGUACAAGCCCAGGCAGGGCGGUAGCACCGACGCCAACGAUGUUAUCAAGACGGCUGAUGGCCCCGAACUGACCCUCAACCCUGGCCGUAUCGAUCCUUCCAACGAGGCCUUUGCCAACACCCGCAAGCCCCUCGCUGCCAUGUGGAAGACCAUCAAGGACGGCAGGGUCUUCUUCACCGUCAACGUUCACCAGACUAGCAAAGGCGGCUCGACCACUCUCCACGCCGAUGCCCGUCCUCCUCUGAACAAGGGUGUUGAGAAGCGCACCUCGCAGAACGAGGCUACUGCUAGCUUCAUUGCCAAGAUUAUUAACAUCGACUCCAACGCCCGCGUCAUCACUGCUGGUGAUUUCAACGAGUUUGCCCAGGUUCAGCCCAUGACCACGUUUGCCUCCAAGUCUGGCUUGACCGACCUUGACGAGGUUGCUAACAUCGAGCCCACUGAGCGCUACACCUACCAGUUCGAUAUGAACAGUGAGGCUCUGGACCACAUCUACGUCAGCGCUGGCGUUGGUCGCGAUGCGCGCUACCAGCACCUGCACCUCAACACCUGGCAGAACUUUGAGGGACAGACUAGCGAUCACGAUCCUAGUGUGGCCAAGCUGAAUGUCUGCGGACCUAAGAAGCGCCGUUGCCCGGAGAAGUUGAUGAAAGCGUAAAGUGACGAAAAUGUCAUGAGGGUGUUUCGGAAUUAAAAUAGUAUACAAAAAUGUUGCAAUAUAAGGGAAAUAUUCAUUCUUCUUCAUCGUCGUCGCUCUCACUCUCGUCCAGGCCCGGGUCCGGCAUUACAAUGCUGUUAAUAAACGUGACCUGAUAUUAGAGUUAGUAUGGCGAAUCGAUGCAGUGCGCUCUGUCGUGGGCUUACAUAUCCGGCCAAGCUGCGCAUGAUAUCAGCGAGCUUCUCCUGUGCAUCAUCCGCUGAGAGCAGACUCUCGUCGAUAUCCGUGCCAAUUGUAUAGUUUUUAAGCUUGAGGAGCUCGAUAUCUCGAUGUGUCGCCUCGUAUCCCUAGUCAAGUUAGUAAGUCGCCUGCAGACUACCAAGAUUGGGAGAUGUACCAUGGGCUUCUUCUUCAGCGCGUUGGCUUGGUUCUUAGCAACAAAGGCUUUGAUUAUACCCUCCACUCCUGCGCUCUUCUUAACAUUUGGGAAGCACGUUUGCUGGAGCAGAGGAUCGCUGAACGCCUCCCGCCAGCGCUCCGGGUGGCGGUCGAUGCUGCGGCGCAGCCUUUGCACAUAUUGUGCCUCAGGGUGCCAGAGCCCGCCGCCAAUAAAGGUGUUUCCAGGCUCGCAGUGGAUAUAAUAAAAUGCAUACGGACCCUUGCGACCCGUCCGCGACCAAGCAGCAGAGAAGUGUGCCUUGUAUGGUGUCGCGUCUUUGCUAAAUCGGAUGUCGCGGUAGAUGCGGAAUACCACGUCCUUUGCAGGCAAGUCGGGAAUCGUCUCGUCCACUUCGGUCAUGGUUAAUGUGGUUGCUGUAACAAAUGAUUCCCAGUCCUUCCAUGCUCGUCUAUAUUCUCCAUCGUGGGCUGUGCCGGGUUAGUGGAUGCGUUGAACAGUUUGUGGAUUCUGACUUUACCUUUUAGCCAAGUUCGUUUAUUAUUAGCCUUUAAGUCUUUGAGGAAGAGCAUCGUGUUUUUGUGUACUCUAGAAUCUUCAUAUUCAACACCACCCGUUCCUCUCAUCUGCUCAAGAGGUAUAACAGUAACUUUGGGAGGUUUCGACUCGUCGACGCUCUCCUCAUCAUCUUCGUCAUCGUCCUGGUCUUCUUCAUUCGCAGCGCCAUCAUCCUUGUCCUUGUAGGCAUCUUCAUCAUCAUCUUCCUCUUUUUGGACUCGCGGCUUUCGUGGAGUAGCUACUCGCGCCGUCUUUUGCGGUCGAGCGUCGAGCUCACUUUCAUCCUCGGAAUCCUCGAAGUAGACGCUCUUCUUGGACGAGGUGGACAGCCGACCAGAGCGACGUCUUGAGGAUGCACCGUCGGUAUCAGCAGCUCGCUUUUGAGCUGGCAUAUUCAAUUGAUUGGCUAAUUUUGUACAAAUUGGGUUCUAAAGUGCAC
This is a messenger RNA of [Torrubiella] hemipterigena, 3894 nucleotides long. NCBI's taxonomy places the organism in Eukaryota, Fungi, Ascomycota, Sordariomycetes, Hypocreales, Clavicipitaceae. The record is from the annotation of a GenBank genome assembly.